Molecule: messenger RNA, 1431 nt
Organism: Folsomia candida
Lineage: Eukaryota; Metazoa; Arthropoda; Collembola; Entomobryomorpha; Isotomidae
Product: cathepsin B
Exons: 6
Coding region: 176-1321 (381 amino acids)
Biological process (GO): regulation of catalytic activity
Cellular component (GO): lysosome
Molecular function (GO): cysteine-type endopeptidase activity
Source: RefSeq, a predicted model, not a curated record
UCUUUCGUAAAUGUCAUGACUUUGACUUUUCCUUUAAGCAUAUCCUUUAAACUUUGAUUUAGUCGAGGUUUAGCCGUUGGUCAGGGUUCACUUCUUUUUUCCUGUUGUAACUAGAUUUUAGUCAGAUUUUUAUACAAAAUUACAUUAGAUUAGUAAGCUAAUUCCUCCCACUAAAAUGGGGAAAUUAAAAAAUUUGCUUUGUGUCGCCAUUCUCAUAAUCGGAAUCGUUCAUAUCGACGAAACCGUAUCAUCCCCACAACCCCCCGUGCCCCACGGAUGGCGUGACAUUUUGCGAGAUUUGAUUCACACCGGAGAAGAAGAUGACCAGGAUUCGACAUCAUCAGAGGAGGAUGAAAAAGUGGUUGGAAAUAUGCAAACACCAAAUUACCACCCUCUCAGCCAAGAAAUGGCGAAUCACAUUAAUAACGUUAUCAAGCCAAAUUGGACGGCUGGAUUGAACUUCCACCCCCAGACCGACAUGUCCUACAUAAAGCGUCUCUGUGGCGUCCUCCCUGGGGAUAAAAAACUUCCAGAAAAGCAACAUCUCUUAACUGGACUCCGAAUUCCGAGUGAGUUCGACCCUCGUCAAAAAUGGCCCGAUUGUCCAAGUCUUAAAGAAAUUAGAGAUCAAGGAAGCUGUGGAUCUUGUUGGGCAUUCGCCGCCACAGAAGCUAUGACGGAUCGUUUAUGCAUUGCGUCAAAGGGCAAGCAACGCUUCCACUUCUCGGCUGAUAAUCUCGUCUCGUGUUGCUCGACCUGUGGGGCUGGCUGUAAUGGAGGAUUUCCAUCAGCCGCGUGGGAAUAUUGGGUCGUGGAUGGAUUAGUGUCUGGAGGACCGUAUGGAAGUAAACAGGGGUGCCAACCCUAUGAAAUUCCCCCAUGCGAACACCACACGUCCGGGUCGCGCCCCAACUGUACCGGAGAAGAGGGUGACACACCAAAAUGCGUCCGACGUUGCCUACCCGGGUAUUCCGUCCCGUACAAGCAGGAUCUCCACUUUGGCAAGAAAUCGUACUCCACACCCAACAAGGUUGAACAGAUUCAGGUCGAGGUCAUGAAAUACGGCCCAGUCGAGGCAGCCUUCACGGUUUAUGCGGACUUUCCAUUGUACAAGUCGGGCGUCUACCACUACGUGACAGGAUCUGAGCUCGGAGGUCACGCCGUGAAAUUGAUGGGAUGGGGGGAGGAAGACGGUGUUCCAUAUUGGUUAGUUGCCAACUCUUGGAACUACGACUGGGGUGAUGGUGGCUUCUUCAAGAUUCGACGGGGUACGGAUGAGUGCGGAAUUGAGAGCAUGAUUGCGGCUGGACUUCCAAAAUAAAUAAGAUUUCGUCUUAUCUUCUCAUUUAAAUUUAUUUAAAGUCUUGAUGUAAACGUUUUUUUCUUGAAGUUUAUGAAUAAUGCGCUAGUAAACAUUUUUGUCAAAUUUUA